UCGAUUUGGGAAUUUGCACAUAAGCAUAUAUGAGUAGAGACUAGAAUCCCCUUACCUACCUCCGGCUCCCCAAAAUGUUUCUUGCACUUGCAACCAUAAUCAUCGCACUAAUCCGGUCAACUAGCAGCCAAUCCGCGGCUGGAUGCUAUGAAUCCAUCGUCAGCUUCGGCGAUUCGCUUGCCGAUACCGGCAACUAUCCAAUGCUCUUCGAAUCCGACAGCCAUACGCCGAGCUAUGCUCUGCCGCCUUACGGCCGGACUUUCUUCCACCGCCCCACCGGACGAUGCUCCGACGGCCGUCUCGUCAUCGACUUCAUCGCUCAAAGGUUGGGGCUGCCGUUGGUGCAGCCGUACAUUACUGGAAGAGAUCGGAGCUUCAGCAAAGGAGUCAAUUUUGCGGUUAUCGGAGCUACAGCUCUUGAUUUUGACUUUUUGAGGAAUAUUGGAUUCCCAAAUACUUUUACCAAUGUGUCUCUUGGAACUCAAAUUGAUUGGCUCAAACAAUUUUUAGCCACAAUUCCAGAUGGGAGAAAGUUUCUGCAAAAGUCUCUGGUUCUGAUGGGAGAGAUCGGCGGAAACGAUUACAACCAUCCGAUCAUGCAAGGGUCGACUUUCGAGGAGAUGCAACCGCUUGUUCAACUAGUGAUUCACUACAUCGGCUCCACCAUUGAAGAACUGAUUAAGCUUGGUGCUGAGACGUUGAUGGUCCCUGGGAAUCUACCAAUAGGCUGCUUUCCAUUUUGUUUAGCAACAUAUAAGGAUAGUAGCAUUGCCCAAGACUAUGACCCCAAAACAGGAUGCCUCAAUUGGCUCAACGACUUCACCAUCUACCACAACCAGCUCCUCCAGGAGGAACUAAGCCGCAUUCGAGAGCUUUAUCCUCACGCGGUCCUGAUCUACGCGGAUUAUUACAAUGCAGCAAUGCGCUUCUAUCUCUCACCAGCAGAAUACGGAUUUUCAAAGGAUAUUAUUCUAAGUGCUUGCUGUGGAGGGGGAGGACCGUACAACUACAACGGAACGGGGAAGUGCGGCAUUCCUCCGGCGAGAUCAUGUGAUGAUCCGGCUUCAUAUGUUAGUUGGGAUGGCAUACACUUGACGGAAGCAGCUUACCGACUCAUAGCGCUAGGUUUGCUUCAAGGACCCUACACCAUUCCUCAUAUCACCACUGCUUGUCCUGCCUUCAACAGGGAUGAUCAAGUUUAUCAGUAUUAAUCAACAACAUUCUAAUGUGGUGCUUACUUGUAUGUGAUUUGAAUUUGCCUCUUCUAUUUAUUGAGGCAAUAUUAUGUAGAAAAAAUACGUAGAGUCCACAUGUUUAAUUCUUGCUAAUUAAAUGGAAUAAAAGAUGGAUAUUGAAUUCA
Messenger RNA from Salvia splendens (bonfire salvia), 1360 nucleotides. RefSeq names its product GDSL esterase/lipase At1g28590. The record is from RefSeq and is a predicted model, not a curated record. The coding region runs from base 75 to 1211 and encodes 378 amino acids. NCBI's taxonomy places the organism in Eukaryota, Viridiplantae, Streptophyta, Magnoliopsida, Lamiales, Lamiaceae. Gene Ontology annotation, molecular function: hydrolase activity, acting on ester bonds. The transcript has 5 exons.